Messenger RNA from Striga asiatica, 1251 nucleotides. NCBI's taxonomy places the organism in Eukaryota, Viridiplantae, Streptophyta, Magnoliopsida, Lamiales, Orobanchaceae. The record is from the annotation of a GenBank genome assembly.
AUGCAUUCCUCUUUCUUCUGCGACUUUUCCAAGAAUGGAACCAACACUGGAGAUACUACUUUACGCUUGGAUGGCUUCGGAUAUGGGACACGGGAAAAAACCCCCUUCAGCAACAACCAAAACAAUAGCGGUCGGCAGGUUGCUUUUCCAAACGGCCCAGAUGACGGGUGCAAAUUAGUGCUCGGAUUGGGCCCCACCCCUACCUAUACAGAGGAGCCGCCAUCUAGUGGCUGCAAUGCCGUUACACACGUGCUCGACUUCUCAGGUACCACUCACGGUUCCUCCAACCCUCCUACAAAUGAAACUCCCGUCGUUGAUGAGGGUUCGACAUCUGCAAAGAGAUCAUCAGGCGGAUACAUGACGGGACUUGCUCUGGCCCCGACAUCAUCAAACAAGCUUCCCGAGUCUCAACAGAGCUCCGACUACUCGAUGAGCGCCAUAUCCGAGCCGGGAAGCGCCUGCACGUCCUCCGACCGUAAAAACACCCCCGCCAAGAAAUGCCGGUUUCCGGGCGGGUGCACGAAGGGCGCUCGUGGCGCGACAGGCCUGUGCAUCGGGCACGGCGGCGGGCAGCGGUGCCAGAAGCCCGGGUGCGGGAAGGGGGCCGAGAGCCGUACGGCUUUCUGCAAGGCCCACGGCGGCGGGCGGACGGACUACUGCGUGGCGCACGGCGGGGGGAAGCGGUGCGUGGUCCCGGGAUGCACCAAGAGCGCGCGGGGCAGGACCGACUGCUGCGUCAGGCACGGCGGGGGAAAGCGGUGCGCGGUUGGGGGCUGCGGGAAGAGUGCCCAGGGGAGCACCGACUUCUGCAAGGCACACGGAGGGGGGAAGAGGUGCGCGUGGGGGACGUGCGACAAGUUUGCGAGGGGUAGGAGUGGGCUCUGUGCGGCCCAUGCCAGCCAGGUCCGGGCCAAGGAGGAUGGCGUGAUUGGGCCUGGGCUGUUCCGGGGUCUAGUGCGGGCUGACUCGGCUCCAAGUGGUUUUGAGAACGUGUGCUCGUCGACAACUGGGGUGAGCAUGGUUUCGGAUUUGACGGAGAGGCCUGCGAAAAGGCAGGAGAUGAUACCCCCGCAGGUGUUGGUGCCUCUGUCGAUGAAAGUUUCGGCUUUUUGCGGGGAGGCGUCGGGUUGCGAGAAGCAGGUGGAGAUGAGUAAGAGGUUGGAUUAUGUGGUGCCGGAAGGGAGGGUGCAUGGUGGUGGGCUGCUUUCUCUGCUGGGAGGUAGUCUGAAUAAUGCUAUUGAUGGGAUAUAA